This is a messenger RNA of Saitoella complicata NRRL Y-17804, 369 nucleotides long. RefSeq lists its product as uncharacterized. Lineage: Eukaryota; Fungi; Ascomycota; Saitoellomycetes; Saitoellales; Saitoellaceae. Gene Ontology annotation, cellular component: Ino80 complex. Gene Ontology annotation, biological process: chromatin remodeling. The coding region runs from base 1 to 369 and encodes 122 amino acids. The transcript has 2 exons. The record is from RefSeq and is a predicted model, not a curated record.
AUGCCAGCAGCUACUAUGGCUUCAGAGAGCUCCUUAUUGACGUCGCUAGACGUCUCCACUGCCCCCCGACCAUGGAAAAGUCCCAACUUCAAACGCACAACUCGCCGCAACAAGACCCUCAAACAAAUCCUCACGCUCCCACCACCAACCAACCCCAACAUUCCAACCUAUGCGAAUAUCGAGGCACCUCCUUCUCUGCUACCACAGAAGAAGUACUGUGAUGUGACGGGGCUGGAGGCGAAGUAUACGGAUCCGAAGACGAAGUUGAGGUAUUGCGAUAAGGAGGUUUAUGGGGUUAUCAAGGGGAUGGCCAAUGGUGUUGAGCAACAAUAUCUUGGUCUUCGUGGAGCGAACGUCGUUUUGCGAUAA